AUUGCCGGCCUUGGGCAGCGACGCGCCAUGCCACGCGCUUCCCUUCGCCCACCUCACCUCACUCCUUGCAGGGUCAAACCCUACAUGCGUGUAUAUAUAACAUCCUUCUCUUAUUGCUCUUCUCUUCAUCCGGGCGAAGGCGAAUAAUAGAGCCUGUGAUCCAUCGUUGCACCGGCGGCGCGCGCGGUCACCACCAUGAGGCAGGCGAGGCCGUACUCGGGGAUGUUCUGCGGCGGGGUGUCGGCGCGGACGGGGCCGCACGCGCUCCCGCUGGCGCGCAUCAAGAAGAUCAUGAAGCGCUCGGCGGGGGAGACCGCGGACGGCGGCGCCAGGAUGAUCUCCGGCGAGGCGCCCGUGGUGUUCUCCAAGGCGUGCGAGCUCUUCAUCGCCGAGCUCACGCGCCGCGCCUGGGCGGCCACGCUGGAGGGCAAGCGCCGCACCGUGCACAAGGAGGACGUCGCCACGGCCGUGCAGAAGACCGACCUGUUCGACUUCCUCGUCGACGUCGUCAUGGCGGACGCCGGUGGCGGCGGGCACGCGGCGGCCGGCCAGUACGACGACGACGACGGCGCGCUGGAGUAACUUAAUUAACAAAGCUGCGAGUGAAAUUGCAGCCGGCUCCUUGCGGCCACAGAAACCACCGUGCCUAAGCUACCGUGCUGCGUUUGGUUGAAGUAACGAAUUCACCCGAGUAAGGGCGUUCUACUUCGUCAGGGUACCUUAAUUUACUGAUUCCUCUUGCAGCUAUUAUCUAUGCAGCAAGAACGAUGGUGCAGUAACUUGUAACUUUUUUCAUGCAACACUAUACUUAUGCAACAUCA
This is a messenger RNA of Panicum virgatum (switchgrass), 821 nucleotides long. RefSeq names its product nuclear transcription factor Y subunit C-2-like. The record is from RefSeq and is a predicted model, not a curated record. Gene Ontology annotation, molecular function: protein heterodimerization activity; DNA-binding transcription activator activity, RNA polymerase II-specific. The transcript has a single exon. Gene Ontology annotation, cellular component: nucleus. Bases 196 to 582 code for a protein of 128 amino acids. Gene Ontology annotation, biological process: regulation of DNA-templated transcription. Lineage: Eukaryota; Viridiplantae; Streptophyta; Magnoliopsida; Poales; Poaceae.